AUGACAGAACAAACCCGUCCAGAGCCACUUCGCCAGCAGUCGCUGGACCAAAGCACACUUCAGAAGCUGGAAAAACAUCUCAACGAACGUCCCGAUAAACGGGAUCUCGUCUACCGAAAUAUCAUGAAAGAAGACCAAGGAAUCGCCCCUGGGCUCGUGCAGGCGAAGAUACAGCUCCAGCGAUCCCAGCUUGAAGACAAGCUCGAUCAUGCCUUGCAACAACGUCCGAAGCCGGAGGAACUGGUCAAAGAAGGUAUCCUACACGCCGAUGAAGCUCCCCCUACCAACACCUAA
Messenger RNA from Marasmius oreades (fairy-ring Marasmius), 294 nucleotides. RefSeq lists its product as uncharacterized. The transcript has 5 exons. Lineage: Eukaryota; Fungi; Basidiomycota; Agaricomycetes; Agaricales; Marasmiaceae. The coding region runs from base 1 to 294 and encodes 97 amino acids. The record is from RefSeq and is a predicted model, not a curated record.